Molecule: messenger RNA, 728 nt
Organism: Thlaspi arvense
Lineage: Eukaryota; Viridiplantae; Streptophyta; Magnoliopsida; Brassicales; Brassicaceae
Source: the annotation of a GenBank genome assembly
CAUAGUUCGAGGAAAAAAAAAAUAACAAGUUUAAUGGAGACGAUGGAGCAACAAAGACAUUCACUCUCUUCUAUGCCUAUGCUCUCUAGGCUUGAUCACUUGGAUUUCGUUAUAAAGAAUUUAGAAAAACAACAAAACCUUCCGAAAUGGAAAGACGAACACGCAUCGAUUACCACACGCGGAUUAAUCGAUAGAGGCACUGCGAUUAGAGAAGCUUACUUCAAAGGAUCGCUAUUAGAUAGAAUAGCGGCUUUAGAGACGAGACUUUUUCAGAUAUGUUUGGAGUUGGAAUCGAGCAGUGCAUCUUCUACUUCAACUGGAGGGUCCGGUGAAACAUCAAGCCAAAGGAUUAAGAGAGAUUUGACAAAGACAUUACCCAUUUUCAGUAGCAACAUUAAUCCUUUUCAUAUCCCCUUGCAACAUCCACAAGACCCUCGGGAAAUGGAAACAAAGAUUGAAGAAGAGAAAGAGGAAGAGAUGAAUAUCGAGAAACCAUUACUGGAGAAGAAGAAUAAGAAGAUAAAGGAUGCUAAUGAAACUUGCAAACCAAAGAAGAAGAAGACAAAAUCUCCCAAGAAAUGGUCUCGAUUUAACUUAUUGGGAUGCUAGAUUCAUUUUUUUGUUUAAUGUUUGGACUAUGCAGUAUUUCAUGUUUCGUUUAAACCUAAGUUUUCCUUCGUAACAAAUCUGCGAUAUUUUAUCCGUCAAAUUUAGGACUACUCAUUUUU